ACUAUUUAGCCGGAGCGUCAACGCCAAGAGGGCACACACACAACACGCGCAUAUACGAGGCGAGCUAGCUAUAGCCCAUAGCUCCAUAGCCUCUCUCUUGUUCUAGCUACCAAACCUCACGAGCAUCAUGGCUGGCGGGGAGGAGCAUGAGCAUGGCGCGUCGUGCCGGCUGGAGAGCAUCCUGACGGACACGUCGGCGCCGAUGGCGGAGCGGGCGUGGGCGGCGGCGUCGGUGGAGCUCCGGCUGCUGGCGCGGCUGGCGGCGCCGGCGGUGGUGGUGUACAUGAUCAACUUCGUCAUGUCCAUGUCGACGCAGAUCCUGUGCGGCCACCUGGGGACCCUGGAGCUGGCCGCCGCCUCGCUCGGCAACACCGGCGUCCAGACCUUCGCCUACGGCCUCAUGCUGGGCAUGGGAAGUGCAGUGGAGACCCUCUGCGGGCAGGCCUACGGUGCACACAAGUAUGACAUGCUCGGAAUCUACCUACAGCGCUCCGUCAUUCUGUUGGGCUUAACCGGCAUACCACUUGCUGUGAUGUACGCUUUCUCGGAGCCACUCCUCUUAUUGAUGGGACAGUCACCGGAGAUAGCCCGCGCCGCAUCGAUCUUCGUUUACGGCCUGAUUCCUCAGAUCUUCGCGUACGCCGUCAACUUCCCCAUUCAGAAGUUCCUGCAGGCCCAGAGCAUCGUCCUGCCGAGUGCUUACAUCUCAACGGCAACACUCGUUCUACAUGUGAUGCUGAGUUGGGUGCUCAUGUACAAGGUCGGCCUUGGGCUGCUCGGUGCCUCACUGGUGCUGAGUGUGAGCUGGUGGAUUAUCGUCGGAGCACAAUUUGUGUACAUUGUCGUGAGCCCGACGUGCCGGCACACGUGGACGGGAUUCAGUUGGCAGGCCUUCUCCGGUUUGCCAAGUUUCUUCAAACUCUCCGCCGCAUCUGCCGUGAUGCUGUGCCUUGAGACAUGGUACUUUCAGGUGCUUGUGAUCAUUGCUGGAUUGCUCCCCAACCCUGAGAUUGCCCUGGAUUCCCUCUCUGUGUGCAUGACGAUUUAUGGUUGGGUGUUCAUGAUCUCCGUUGGGUUCAAUGCCGCUGCAAGUGUAAGAGUGAGCAAUGAGCUUGGCGCCGGCAACCCCAAGUCUGCAUUUUUCUCUGUGUGGGUCGUCACCGGGCUCUCUGCAACAAUCUCUACCAUCCUUGCUGUUGUGAUCCUCUGCCUCCGCAACCACAUCAGCUACUUGUUCACAGAUGGUGAAGCAGUUUCGGACGCGGUGGCAGAUCUCUGCCCGUUGCUCGCCGUAACCCUCGUUCUCGGUGGCAUCCAACCUGUACUGACAGGUGUUGCCGUUGGGUGUGGAUGGCAACAAUUUGUUGCUUACGUGAACGUCGGCUCUUACUACGUUGUAGGCGUUCCACUUGGUGUUGUUCUCGGUUUUUUCUUCAAUCUUGGCGCAAAGGGUAUUUGGGGUGGCUUGAUUGGGGGAACGGCCUUGCAGACAGCCAUUCUGCUAUGGGUCACCAUAAGAACAGACUGGACCAAAGAGGUAGAGGAGGCACAGAAAAGGUUGAACAAUUGGGACGAGAAGAAAGAGCCUCUCCUUGCAGGGUUCAAGGACAAUAACAAAUAAGUGGACCAGUCUAGAAUUGUGUUUCCAGUUAUCCGAUUCAGAAGUGUGCUGGCUAUGAGAUUCGCCGUCGGCGUGGGUGGGAGGGGCAGAAUUCAGGUCUCCUUAUUUUCGUGUAGAUAUCUAUGAGUUUGUGCCUCAAUUUUUUGGAUGACACGCCAGUGAUGGGCUUGUUAAUACAUACUGUAGUCUUGGUUAGCAUGUUACAUCUUUCUUUUGUUGAAUUGUCUUUAAGUUAUUGGUUUUCCCGUCUUUAUUGGAAGGCCAUUAUUUGGCGACUUUGUAAUACAUUUGUAAUUAGCUUGGCAUGAUGCUGAAUCAGGUAAAGAAAAGGGUGUGAAGUUUUGGAUA
Molecule: messenger RNA, 1969 nt
Organism: Triticum dicoccoides
Lineage: Eukaryota; Viridiplantae; Streptophyta; Magnoliopsida; Poales; Poaceae
Product: protein DETOXIFICATION 40-like
Exons: 7
Coding region: 128-1621 (497 amino acids)
Biological process (GO): xenobiotic detoxification by transmembrane export across the plasma membrane
Cellular component (GO): membrane
Molecular function (GO): xenobiotic transmembrane transporter activity; antiporter activity
Source: RefSeq, a predicted model, not a curated record